AUGCUCCACGACACGGGGUCAUGCUCCACGACACGGGGUCCUGCUCCACGACACGGGGUCAUGCUCCACGACACGGGGUCAUGCUCCACGACACGGGGUCAUGCUCCACGACACGGGGUCCUGCUCCACGACACGGGGUCAUGCUCCACGACACGGGGUCAUGCUCCACGACACGGGGUCAUGCUCCACGACACGGGGGUCCUGCUCCACGACACGGGGUCCUGCUCCACGACACGGGGUCCUGCUCCACGACACGGGGUCCUGCUCCACGACACGGGGUCCUGCUCCACGACACGGGGUCCUGCUCCACGACACGGGGUCCUGCUCCACGACACGGGGUCAUGCUCCACGACACGGGGUCCUGCUCCACGACACGGGGUCAUGCUCCACGACACGGGGUCCUGCUCCACGACACGGGGUCAUGCUCCACGACACGGGGUCCUGCUCCACGACACGGGGUCCUGCUCCACGACACGGGGUCCUGCUCCACGACACGGGGUCCUGCUCCACGACCCGGGGUCCUGCUCCACGACACGGGGUCCUGCUCCACGACACGGGGUCCUGCUCCACGACACGGGGUCCUGCUCCACGACACGGGGUCCUGCUCCACGACACGGGGGUCAUGCUCCACGACACGGGGUCCUGCUCCACGACACGGGGUCCUGCUCCACGACACGGGGUCCUGCUCCACGACACGGGGUCCUGCUCCACGACACGGGGUCAUGCUCCACGACACGGGGUCAUGCUCCACGACACGGGGUCCUGCUCCACGACACGGGGUCAUGCUCCACGACACGGGGUCAUGCUCCACGACAGGUUUCAGGUACCUUUAGUGCGCGAAAGGUGCAGGGAAGCUGA
This is a messenger RNA of Procambarus clarkii (red swamp crayfish), 858 nucleotides long. The record is from RefSeq and is a predicted model, not a curated record. NCBI's taxonomy places the organism in Eukaryota, Metazoa, Arthropoda, Malacostraca, Decapoda, Cambaridae.